AUGGAGAAAGGCUCAUCGAGUAAACGCAAGACCAUCGACGACGAUUUCGACGACAUACUUGUCAUGCCAGAGUGGGUGAUCACCUUGGUGACGAAGCAAGGCGGCACCGAUGCUCGCUUCAUCGGAACCAAGUUAAUCGAGAAAUUCGACUUCGACGUCCUGAAUAAACGCCUCCACCCCCCCAAGCGUUUGGUCGGUGCGAAGCUCAUGCCCAUGCUUACCGAAUUCGAAAAAGCCGCUGCAAGGCUCUCUGACGACGUCGGAGUUGUCAAGGAGCCGGGCCUGCAGGUUACGGUCUUCACCAGGUGCGGCUUCCGCUGCGAGAAUUUGGAGCUCACGCGUAAUGACAUAAGCGGAUGGACCGUCAUCAAGGGUACGGAGAUGCAAGUAUUCAGUGCGUGGAGUUCCUUGGAGAAGGGCGACGAGGUCGAGAUUUGGGGUUUCCGUCGCGAAGAUAAACUCUGCUUCGCCAUCGGCAAGUCGGCAUCACCCAAUAUACUUAAACUCUUAGCAAAUUUUGGCUUUUCCACAAGCCAUAAAUGA
Molecule: messenger RNA, 543 nt
Organism: Musa acuminata AAA Group (dessert banana)
Lineage: Eukaryota; Viridiplantae; Streptophyta; Magnoliopsida; Zingiberales; Musaceae
Product: B3 domain-containing protein At1g05920-like
Exons: 1
Coding region: 1-543 (180 amino acids)
Source: RefSeq, a predicted model, not a curated record